AUGAAGAAUAUUCACUGGUGUGUGUCGAUAGGCUACGUGGCCAUACCGGUGUCGUCCUUCCUUACUAUGACGAUGGCUCGAGAGUGGAGUGUGCGAGGUGCUGAUCACAUCCCGUCAUGGAUACUCUCGAUGCGAUGGUUCAAGCCUGUCUUUGGGGAUGGCGGCAUAAAUGCCCACCUGCUCAAUGUGAUGCUCUUCGUUACUUUCAGCCUCAGUAUGGCGAUCGGCGGACCAAUUUGGGCGCAGUUGGCUAGAACCCAGCAGCCGCGGAAACUUCUGGCGGCUGGUUUUCUUUUGCAGUUGCCGUUCAUUCUCACAAUAUUGCCGGCCAAGCCUACAGUAGUUAGUUCAUUGGUUCUUGUAUUUUCGAGCGGCCUAGUCUCAUCUUGCGGGCUUCUCUUUGUGGUCAUGAACUUCAUGAUGUCGAUCACUGGAGAUUUGACGCAGGCUGCCCUUCGCAUGGGCAACAUUGAGAUGGCCCGCUACUGUGCCAGCUGGCUUGCGGCUGCAUACGUCUUCCUUGCGUCCCCGUCGUCUAUCGAGGGCACAGAGACCGUAGCGAUGCCCAUCAAGAUCGCGCUGGUCAUGCUGCCGCUCGCCAUGGCGGUGGCCGGGCUGAUGGCUGUGCCGGGCGGCCUCUUGUUGCACGCGCCGGGCCCAUACCGCGACGACAUGUUGCCGGGCUGGGACCUCGGAAAGCUGGGGAACAGGAGAAGACUUUCCUGUGGCUUAGCGUCUCCGACUGUCUUGGCGGCCUCGCAGCGUUCCCGGCCAGCUGCUACCUCAGCUGGUGGCUCGCCAACGGUUGGGAGCAGACGGAGCUGGUGUGGAUCAGCUGCAUAUUUGGCCUCAUGCUGGCCGGCGGAGUCUACGCCUGGGGGCGCUUCCUCGCGACGGCAUUGCAGACUGGGUGCACGCCCCUGA
This is a messenger RNA of Prorocentrum cordatum, 924 nucleotides long. The record is from the annotation of a GenBank genome assembly. Lineage: Eukaryota; Dinophyceae; Prorocentrales; Prorocentraceae.